Messenger RNA from Stylophora pistillata, 1125 nucleotides. RefSeq names its product histamine H2 receptor-like. Lineage: Eukaryota; Metazoa; Cnidaria; Anthozoa; Scleractinia; Pocilloporidae. Gene Ontology annotation, biological process: G protein-coupled receptor signaling pathway, coupled to cyclic nucleotide second messenger; chemical synaptic transmission. Gene Ontology annotation, molecular function: G protein-coupled serotonin receptor activity; neurotransmitter receptor activity. The record is from RefSeq and is a predicted model, not a curated record. Gene Ontology annotation, cellular component: dendrite; plasma membrane.
AUGAACAACACUUCUUUGGGCAAGGAUAACGUUGGUUCUCCAUGGAACCCUGUAUUCGUGAGUAUCUCCGUCGCUUGUUAUUCACUGAUUAUCGUCAUUUCCCUUCUCGGCAACAGCCUCGUGUGUCUGGCAAUUUGCCUGAAUAAAAGUCUUCGUUCUUCACCGGCCAUGUCUUUCAUCUUUUCGUUGGCCUUCUGUGAUCUGUUAACCGCCGCCUUCGCGAUGCCGUUUGACGCCGAAAGCCUACUCCUGAACAGCGCUUGGAAACAUGGCGAAAUUCUCUGUAUUGUGUGGACAACCACGUAUUUAUUCAGCGUUCCUACGUCGAUACUAACACUUCUGGUCCUCACAAUUGAUCGAUACAAGACCCUGAGUGAUCCGCUGAGAAGGUUUCGCAAAUCGAUUUUCUUAUCCAUCCGAUCCUCUCGUUUUGUGGUGGGAUUCCUGUGGUGCUACUCCCUGGCAUUCUGCUUACUGCCUGUCAUGGGGUGGCGACGCACGCCUCAUUACGUAGUUGGAGGUUACUGCAAUUUUAACAUCACCGUUACCUAUUCAGUUGUGACCAACAUCCUUCACUUCAUACUACCAUUGCUGAUCAUCGGCGUUAUUUAUUUUAAGAUUUAUAACAUCGCACAGAACGUAAAACAAUGCCACGAGUUGGGUGGGGGUACAAACUCUUUUCCAAGCCAUAUAACCCGACACCCUACCUCACGCGAUCAAAGACGCUUUAAACGAAAUCUCAGAGGAACUAAGACAAUUGCUUCGAUCGUUUGUGCGUUGUUUAUCUGCUGGCUUCCUUACAGUGUAACUAGCACUGUCUUUGGCCUUUGUAAAACGUGUUUUUUGAAAUCCCCAAGGGAACUAUCCAUUGUGCUACUGAUGCUGGGAUACCUCAACUCGGCCCUAAACCCUUUCAUCUACUCUCUCGGGAACCGGAAGUUUAAGGACACGUACCGCAUUCUCUUCCGGUCGCUCAGGAAAAUUACAAGAAAUGCACAGCGGAGGUCAAGAGCGUCUUCUAAAACAAGUGACUCAUCGAUAUCCGGAAGACAUCACGUAAGCGUCAUUGAGCAGGCUCGUAACAUAAGACUGACCUCUUUCACUGUCUCUGUUUCAAUAAAUUAG